UUCAGACGACUGUUUGGGAAGAAGAAGAAGCGGCCGGCGAAAGGGGGCUUUGAUGGAGCAGAGUUAAAUGCAAGUUUUUCUGCUGGGGAAGUGUGCAAUGGAGUUGUACCUGAGUCCAGUCAAAGUCUGAGGGAGUUGAAUCCCUGCGGCUCUCGAGCUCUCUCACACGACAGCAUCUUUAUCCCAGAGGAGCCAUUGACAGAGCCCAGUCUGGAUCACACCAUGUCCCAGGAAAACGUAUCGGAUAAAGUUCGGAACCUGCAGAGGCAGAUAGCACAAGGUAUAAAGUUUGGCCAGAGGCCGCCUUCACUGAGGAGGAGUGAGGGAGACGAGGGAAGUUCGGACGAGGAAGAGGCUCCUCGGAGCCCUCUGAAGGUGCUGGCCCAGGUAGAAGCCGAGGCACCAAAAACAGAGCCAAAGCAGGUCCAAGGGGCCCAUGCACACAGCACCCCAGUGAAGUCCCCGAGAUCCAAACAAGUUCUUCCACACACUGGUACGAUUGAGUCCAUCAACCUGGAUGCCGUCCCACAGUCUGUUCCUCGCUUAGACAACACCGCCGCCAAGCAUAAACUGUCCGUCAAACCAAAAAAUCAGAGAGUUUCCCGCAAGCACAGACGGUUCACACAGGUCAGCCAGAGCUAUAGUCAAGAUAUGAGUUGUAACAAAUGGGUCUUAGCAUGUUGUUGACUGAUUUCAUGACAUUUUUCCACACUUUUUAUGGUGAAGAAACCAACUAUAUUUCCACAUUCCCAGGAAUUCCAAGAGGUAUCCAUCCCUGGUGGGGUCCAAGAGGACCUCGAGGCAGCAGGGGUCUCCAGUGAUGACCAGCGCAGGGCAUCUGUCGAAGAGUCCCUUGAAAACUUCAAGAGACAGAGAAUCCACGAGGAGGAAAGACAGGAGACGAGGAGGAAGAGAGAGCUGGAGGAGCAGAGGCUCAGACAGGAGGAAGAGGAGAGGAGGAAGAGGGCAGAGGAGAUGAGGCUGCGUGAACUAGAGGAGGAAAAGGAGAGGUGUCGUAAACAGCAAGAGGAGGAAGAGAGAAGGCAGAGAGAGGAUGCAGAGAGAAGGAGGAGGGAAGAGGAGGAGAGGAGAAUUAAAGAAGAAGAAGAAAGGAGGUGGCGAGAGGAGGAAGAGAGGAAGCAGAGGGAAGAGGAGGAAAGGAGAAUGCGAGAAGAGGAGGAACGUCGACAGCUGGAGGAGGAUGAGAGGAGGCGACUGGAAGAGCAGAUGAGGAAAGAGGAGGAGGAAGAAAGGAGGAAGCAAGAGGAGGAGGAAGAGGCGAGAAGGCAGCAGGAGCUUGAGGCUGAGAGGAAGAGGAAGCUGAAAGAGGAAGAGCAGGAAAGAAAGAAGGAGGAAGAAGCAGAGAGGCUGAGGUUAAAGGAGGAGGAGCAGAGAAGGAUGUCAUUAGAGGAGGCGGAUGGCAACUCAGAUCCACAGGAGAGGAAGAGGAGAGCUGAGGAGCUGCGCUGGAGGGAGAUGGAGGAGAGACAGAGGCCUUUCUCUUUUAAGGUUUCCUCUGGAGAAAAGCAGAUUUUGUUCCAGAAGGUCAACCUGACGCCAGUUACACCGACCUCCAGCCACCAGAGUGGUGCUUCAGCUGAACAAAGAGAGGGAGCUCAGGCUUCUUCCUCUGAAGGACCAGACUCCCCCAACCUGCCGGCAUCUCCAUAUGUCCCCCACACAGCCAUCUUAGUGACAGGCGCCCAGCUUUGUGGGACAGCCGUCAAUGUAGACCAGAUCAAGGACACCGCCUGUAAGUCUCUGCUGGGUCUGGGAGAGGAUAAAAAGGCCCAGGGGACACCGCCAAUCAAGAGCAAGACUUCACCAGAUCGCAAGUCCGGCAAAACCAAAUCACUAAACGAGUCCGCACUCCCUACGGACCAGUCCAGUGCAGCCGUCCUGGCAGAGUGGGCAAGUAUCAGAUCAAAGAUAUUCAAGGGGGUAGAAGAGGGGAAGUAUGACGAGUACCCAGACCUGAACAGGAACCAGCCUCAGCCCAGCAGUGAAGACCAGGUUGUGUUCUCCCACACGAACCUCAGGAAGACUAUGUCUGCCAGCGCCAAGUUCUCCAUCACCCCUGCGAAGAAGAAGUUUGGAGAUUCAAACAGGAACUCUGAGGUGUUUGGUGCAGAAGACAGGGAAGGAGGAGAAGAAGCUACUCUGUCUGACAGUCCAACGGCAGCCUCGCCAGCUCCAACUAGUAAACCUCAGAACCGGACAAGUAAAACUGUCCGCAUCAUAGAAAGAGGGUCGGAGGAAUGUAUGUUUGCCAAAGACCUCCCCUCUUUCUUGGUUCCCAGCCCCGGAGCCAAACCCGAUGGGGCAGAGCUGAAGAGCAGGGCUCAGAGUGAGAUGGAGGAGUCUGAGAGUAAAGAGGAGGGAGAGAAGCGGGGCCAGGACAGUGAGGAUAAGCCCUCACCUUUUGGCAUAAAGCUCAGGAGGACUAACUACUCCCUGCGUUUUCACAGCGAGCAGUCCACCGAGAAAAGGAAGAAACGCUACAGUGCUGGGGACAGCUUCGACGGUGUCCCUUCACCUCUCACCCCCAUUGAGCCAGACUCUGACACUUCCUCAGUCUUUUCUGAAAAAUCAAGUCCCGCAUCGCCCCAGAAAGAAGGUGCGGUCUGCAAGUACUUACAUGCGUCCGCCUCCCCCGCCGUCCCGCGGGCUAAACCGGGUAAGUCUACCAGCCCAACCGCACAAAGCGAAGGUGAGAAAGUGCUUUCAAAACCACCGCUCUACCGAAGACCAACCAUGUCACCCAAACCUACCAGCACAGUCCCAACACCUCCUCCAUCGCCGCUACCUAAAGUGGUCCACGGGCCUCCCAGUGAUGCCACGAUCCAGAGAACAGGGGGGACAGAUUCAUCCAGCCAGGAGCAGAUGAGCAGGAGUGAGGAAGCUUCAGCGGUGGCUCAAUUGCACCGGAGCAGCCAAGGCCAGGUCCAAGGGGAAGAGGAGCCGAAAGAGAAGAGAUCAUUCUUCCCCUCCAUCAACAUCCCCUGGAGAGAGAAGGUGGACAGAAAGACAGAGCUCAUCAGGAAAGAAAAACCGUCACUACAGAGCAGGCACUCAUUGGACAGUGCGAAGGUCCAAGAGAAGGAGUCUGGGCCCUUAUGGAUCACACUGGCUCUGCAGAAGCAGAAGGGCUUCAGGGAGCAGCAGCAGAACCGAGAGGAGCGUCGUACCCAAAGAGAAGCCAAACUGGCUGAAAAACAAUCUAAAGAGAAAGACAGCGUUAUGCUUGUGAGCCCCACAGGGAGCAAAGGCAGCGGGAGCACCAGUCCUUCUAAAUCUCAGACACAAGAGGAGCCCAAGAGACCCGACAGCCUCCUGGGACGGUUGGAGCGUAGAGAACACCUGAAAAAAGCCAACACUUUACCCAGCUCUGUCACUGUUGAGAUUGCAGACUCUACACCGUCGCCACCUGCUGUCAAGGAGGUGUCAAAGCGCUUCCCCUCCAGUGACUCUCCCCAAGUGUCCACGGAGCCGGCCUGGCUUGCCCUGGCCAAGCGAAAGGCCAAAGCCUGGAGCGACUGUCCUCAGAUCAUCAAAUAACGCCCCGUCCCAGCUUCACACCGGGCUCUGGCCUGCACACAUCGAGACUGCACACUGCCCACAGAAUCUGAAGCACCUCGAGAGUCGGCAGCACCUGUCCCUUCCCACCCAGAACUCCAGAUCCCAUCUCUCACCAUUAGAAGAACCCUCCUGACUGUGAAACAAGUAAAGCCCUCCAUCGCCUCGUAUCCACACACACUGGCUGGUACUAUUAUCAUGUUAAAGUGCGCUUCACAUUCAAAUAUUCCAAUACGAUUGCCCAGAUAUAUGUAAACAAUUGUUGCGAGCAUGCACCUUG
Xiphias gladius (swordfish) is the source of this 3856-nucleotide messenger RNA. RefSeq names its product capping protein inhibiting regulator of actin dynamics (gene cracd). Lineage: Eukaryota; Metazoa; Chordata; Actinopteri; Istiophoriformes; Xiphiidae. The transcript is spliced from 8 exons. The record is from RefSeq and is a predicted model, not a curated record. Gene Ontology annotation, biological process: maintenance of gastrointestinal epithelium; negative regulation of barbed-end actin filament capping.